GGACACGGGCACGGGCGAACAAAAUUGGGCCGGCCCCGCCGGGACGGCGACGCCCGUGGUCACCGGGUCUCCACGUCGCUCGCUCGCGUCGAGGAGGCGAGGGCGCCUCCCACGGGCGCAGCUCAAAUCCGGAGCCGGGGGGUGGGGAAAGCUUGGCUGAGAAUCGCUUCGCCCCAGCAGCCACUACAAGCUGCCUAGUGAGCUAGUGCGAGUGACCGAGCGAGCUCCCGGCGGCGCGAUGGAGGGUGACGAGACGUCGGCGGGCGGGGCCCCGGCCUACUGGGGCCUGGGCGCGCGGCCCUGCGACGCGUGCGGCGCCGAGGCGGCGCGGCUCUACUGCCGCGCGGACGCGGCGUUCCUCUGCGCCGGGUGCGACGCGCGCGCGCACGGCGCCGGGUCGCGCCACGCGCGCGUCUGGCUCUGCGAGGUCUGCGAGCACGCGCCGGCCGCCGUCACGUGCCGCGCGGACGCCGCCGCGCUCUGCGCCUCCUGCGACGCCGACAUCCACUCCGCCAACCCGCUCGCGCGCCGCCACGAGCGCCAGACCGUAGCGCCCUUCUACGGCGCGCUGGCCGACGCGCCCAAGCCCUUCGCCUCGUCCGUGGCCGUGCCCAAAGCGGCCGACGACGACGGGAGCAACGAGGCCGAGGCGGCGUCGUGGCUCCUCCCCGAGCCCGACCACGGGCAGAAGGAAGGCGCCACGACGGAGGUGUUCUUCGCGGACUCCGACCCGUACCUCGACCUCGAAUUCGCGCGCUCCAUGGACGACAUCAAGGCCAUCGGCGUCCAGAACGGCCCGGCCGAGCUCGACCUUACCGGCGCCAAGCUCUUCUACUCCGACCACUCCAUGAACCACAGCGUGUCAUCGUCGGAGGCAGCGGUGGUGCCCGACACCGCGGCGGGCGCGGCGCCCGUAGUGCCGGUGGUGAGCAGGGGCCUGGAGCGGGAGGCCCGGCUGAUGCGGUACCGGGAGAAGCGCAAGAGCCGGCGGUUCGAGAAGACGAUCCGGUACGCGUCCCGCAAGGCGUACGCGGAGACGCGGCCGCGCAUCAAGGGCCGGUUCGCCAAGCGCACCCCCGGGCCCGGCGCGGACGGGGAGGACCCGCUGGAGGAGCACGAGGAGGAGAUGUACUCCUCCGCCGCGGCCGCCGUGGCCGCGCUUAUGGCCCCCGGUGGCGCCGACGCCGACUACGGCGUCGUGCCCACCUAUUGAUCGGCGCCGGCCUGUUGUACACUAGCUAGCCUCGACCUUUGGGGCUGUAAUUUUUGCCGCAUGCUUUGCAUGCAAAGCUGCCGCGUAGCAUUGAUCACCUGUAAUAUGAUUCCACGGAAGCCAUGAGGACUUCCAAGCUCCCUUCCUCCCUAAUCAUCCCAUCAUGUAAUGUAUAUUAUUAUUAUCAUCACGAACUGCUGCUGAUCUGCAACUAAUAAUUUUUAGUAAUCACUAA
Panicum hallii is the source of this 1448-nucleotide messenger RNA. Its product is annotated as zinc finger protein CONSTANS-LIKE 3-like. The coding region runs from base 239 to 1213 and encodes 324 amino acids. The transcript is spliced from 2 exons. Gene Ontology annotation, biological process: regulation of photoperiodism, flowering; regulation of flower development. The record is from RefSeq and is a predicted model, not a curated record. NCBI's taxonomy places the organism in Eukaryota, Viridiplantae, Streptophyta, Magnoliopsida, Poales, Poaceae. Gene Ontology annotation, cellular component: nucleus. Gene Ontology annotation, molecular function: protein binding; zinc ion binding.